This is a messenger RNA of Hansenula ciferrii, 987 nucleotides long. RefSeq names its product GTP cyclohydrolase II (gene RIB1). The transcript has a single exon. The record is from RefSeq and is a predicted model, not a curated record. The coding region runs from base 1 to 987 and encodes 328 amino acids. Gene Ontology annotation, molecular function: GTP cyclohydrolase II activity. Gene Ontology annotation, biological process: riboflavin biosynthetic process. NCBI's taxonomy places the organism in Eukaryota, Fungi, Ascomycota, Saccharomycetes, Phaffomycetales, Wickerhamomycetaceae.
AUGGUUGAACAUCCAACACCAAGAUUAGGAAGUGAUAGUGUAUUUGAAAAUAUACCUUUAGUUUCACCAUCAACUACACCAAAUGGAUCCAUACCUUCAACACCAUUAGGUAUCCCAGUUAAUGUUCAAGAUUUACCAAAUGAUAAAAGAGAACAAUUACCAGAUGUUUUACCAAUAGUGGAAUGUUUAGCAAGAGCAAGAAUUCCAACAACAAAAGGUGUUGAAAUUUUUUUACAUUUAUAUAAAAAUAAUAUUGAUAAUAAAGAACAUUUAGCUAUUGUUUUUGGUGAAAAAAUUAGAUCCAAGACAUUAUUUAGAAAAAGACAUGGUGAAUCUCAAAGUGAUAGAAUGACAAGAGGUGCUUAUGUUGGUAAAUUAAGACCAGGUCGUAAUAUUGCUGAUAAAGAUGAAAUCACAGGUGAAGAAUUAAAAUUUGAUGAUGAAGGUUAUGCAAUUUAUCAAUUAAGUGAAGAAGAUGAAGCUACAUUAGUUCGUAUACAUUCUGAAUGUUAUACAGGUGAAACUGCAUGGUCAGCAAGAUGUGAUUGUGGUGAACAAUUUGAUGAAGCUGGUAGAUUAAUGGGUAAAGAUGGUAAAGGUUGUAUUGUUUACCUUAGACAAGAAGGUCGUGGUAUUGGAUUAGGAGAAAAAUUAAAAGCUUAUAAUUUACAAGAUUUAGGUCAUGAUACUGUACAAGCUAAUUUAUUAUUAAGACAUCCAGCAGAUGGUAGAUCAUUUUCAUUAGCAACUGCUAUAUUAAUUGAUUUAGGUUUAACAAACAUUAAAUUAUUAACAAAUAAUCCAGAUAAAAUUGUUGCCGUUGAAGGUAAAGAAAGACAAGUUAAAGUUAUUGAAAGAGUUCCAAUGGUACCUUUAGCUUGGGGUAAGAGUGGUGAAAAUGGUAUACAUUCUUCGGAAAUUGAUGGUUAUUUAAGAACCAAGAUUGAAAGAAUGGGUCAUUUAUUACAAAAACCUAUAAAUAUUUAA